UCAAUGAAAUGUCAAACGAAUAACAGUCGGUGUGAAUGUCAGUUUGUUGAAUUGAAUUGAAUCGUAAAUAAUUUCUAAAGUAACAGAAAACGCUUGACCAAAUUACGCCGAUUUUCUACUUAACAGUGAUUUAUAAAACAAAUAAUCAAUAUGAAUACCAGUUUACGAUUUGUUUUAUACAUCUGUAUCGUCCUGAACGUAGUGCCUUACGUUUUCAGUAUAAAAUGCUGGAAUUGCCGGUCGAGCAAUGAUCCUAAAUGCGCUGAUCCGUUCGACAACAGUACGGUGCCAAUAACAGAUUGCAAACAAGAAAAGGGAUUGUCUCAUUUACCAGGAGUCCGGCCUUCCAUGUGCCGCAAGAUUAGACAAAAAGUGAAUGGAGAAUGGCGUUACUUCAGAGACUGUGCGUACCUGGGUGAGGUGGGAAUCCAAGGAGACGAGAGAUUCUGUCUCAUGAGAACCGGUACUUACAACAUUUUCAUGGAGUACUGUACUUGUAACAGCAAGGAUGGAUGUAAUUCUUCAUCAAUGUUUAGUCCGUUACCUUUAUUCUUUAUUGUUUUAACUACUGGUAUUCUGAAGAUGUUAUCUUAAUUUUACUUUAGAUGUGAAUCUUCGAUGGCCAGUCUUGAUAACCUAUCAGUAGACUAGCAACUC
Spodoptera frugiperda (fall armyworm) is the source of this 657-nucleotide messenger RNA. RefSeq lists its product as uncharacterized. The record is from RefSeq and is a predicted model, not a curated record. Gene Ontology annotation, biological process: positive regulation of voltage-gated potassium channel activity; sleep; regulation of synaptic transmission, cholinergic. Bases 151 to 594 code for a protein of 147 amino acids. Lineage: Eukaryota; Metazoa; Arthropoda; Insecta; Lepidoptera; Noctuidae. The transcript is spliced from 3 exons.